Molecule: messenger RNA, 1660 nt
Organism: Drosophila virilis
Lineage: Eukaryota; Metazoa; Arthropoda; Insecta; Diptera; Drosophilidae
Gene: Sap30
Product: SIN3-associated polypeptide 30
Biological process (GO): regulation of DNA-templated transcription
Cellular component (GO): histone deacetylase complex
Molecular function (GO): protein binding; transcription coregulator activity
Source: RefSeq, a predicted model, not a curated record
UCGAACUCGUUCACAACUGUGCGACACAGUUGCAAAGUGAUGAUGUUUACGGUGUAUGGGGGGUGAGAAAAACGCACAAGUCAGAGCAGAAAGAAGAGUGGGAGAAGGUAACAAAACUACAAAUUAAAACUCGUGUCUUAAACACAUUUUAUUCGCGUAUGUUAGCGAAUGUGGAAAAAAAAAUCGUUGUUUUUAGUCGUACAACGCACAGUUAAGUUAAGUAAAAAUAUAUUAAAUCGCACGAACAACCGCCGAUACCCCUCCCCAAAACGCACACAGCAGCAGCAACCACAACAACAACAACAACGACAACGACAAGAGCAGCAACAGCAACAACAACAACAACAAUAACCAAAAAUUGAGGAUGAACAACGGAUUCAGCACCGGCGAGGAGGACUCGCGGGGCGGUCACACGGACCAAACAUGCUGCCUGAUCGAUGAUAUGGAACGUUGCCGCAACCAGGCUGGCUACGCCAGCUACAGUAAACGCAUCCAGAAAACUGUCGCACAGAAGCGGCUCAAACUGAGCAGCGAUCCAAGUGCGCAGCACAUUUACAUAUGCGACUAUCACAAAGAGCGCAUUCAAUCGGUGCGAACGAAACGUCGACGCAAGGACAGCGAGGACGAUAGCAACGAAACGGACACGGAUCUGCAUGAAUUUCCCGAUCUAUAUCAGCUGCAUGUGUCCACGCUGCGUCGUUAUAAGCGUCACUUCAAGGUGCAGACGCGACAGGGCAUGAAGCGUGCGCAAUUGGCGGAUACCAUCAUGAAGCAUUUCAAGACAAUACCCAUUAAGGAAAAGGAGAUCAUAACGUUCUUUGUGUACAUGGUCAAAAUGGGCUCCAAUAAAUUGGAUCAGAAGAAUGGCAUUGGCAAUGAUACCACUUGAACGCAACUCUGACGGCUGCCGCGCUAUCGUUAUCGUUAUCGCUAUCGUUAUUGAUGCCGGCUGCUGAAUACUAGCGCUAGCUGUCCUGCUCACACACACACACACACACACACACAGUGAAAUCGAAUUAGCCGCAUUUGCAGUCAGUUUUCUCUUUUAACUUAAUUUUUGGCUAUUUUUUGGAAUAUGAAUAGUAUGCUUUUCAUGGUUUUCGCUUUUAUAGAAAACUUGUGCUAAUACGUAAAUUAAAUUUAAUACAUGUAAAUUCUCAAGAUAUUUUUUACGCCUAAUUCGGCUUCACUGUACUACGUCAGCGGUGUCCACUUACCAAAUGCCCUAAUAGCCCACACAUCGACAAGCACACACACACAGAGAGAGAGAGAGAGAGAGAGCAACACCACGAUCAUAUGAAUUGUAGAAGCGGUCGCAGCAACAACAACAACAAAAACACAACUGGUGCUCCCAAAAUAGUAUAAACGAGAAUAUUGCAAAUGAAGGAAAAAAGGAAAAUAAUAAUAACAGCAGCAACAGCAAAAUUGAAUAGUAAUUGUAGCGUUCAUUGUUAAUAGAUCUUUAUAGAAAAAGAAGAAAUACAAAUUAAACAUAGUUAAUCAAACUAUGUGAAUGAAACAAAUUGAUGACCCAAACAAAUUUGGGGCCAAACGAUAAGCAACUAACAUUUACCUUAGCCUUUCAUUAUUAAAUGCUGUUUUGUCACCUCUUAGCCAAAAGCAAUCAAAUAAAAUUCUAAAUCUGCCAACGUGAAAUGAA